Molecule: messenger RNA, 1031 nt
Organism: Merops nubicus (carmine bee-eater)
Lineage: Eukaryota; Metazoa; Chordata; Aves; Coraciiformes; Meropidae
Product: regulation of nuclear pre-mRNA domain-containing protein 2-like
Exons: 8
Biological process (GO): mRNA 3'-end processing
Cellular component (GO): RNA polymerase II, holoenzyme
Molecular function (GO): RNA polymerase II complex binding
Source: RefSeq, a predicted model, not a curated record
CUGCCUUUCCUCACCGACUGAACCUUUUUUACUUGGCCAACGACGUCAUACAGAACUGCAAGAGGAAAAACGCCAUCGUCUUCCGCGACACCUUCGCAGAAGUGCUCCCUGAGGCAGCCUCCUUGGUCAAGGUUUUCUUUUUGUCUUCAGCUGCCUUUCCUCACCGACUGAACCUUUUUUACUUGGCCAACGACGUCAUACAGAACUGCAAGAGGAAAAACGCCAUCGUCUUCCGCGACACCUUCGCAGAAGUGCUCCCUGAGGCAGCCUCCUUGGUCAAGGAUCCAUCCGUGUCCAAAUCUAUUGAAAGAAUCUUCAAAAUCUGGGAGGACAGGAACGUGUACCCUGAGGAAACUAUUUUGGCACUGAAAGAAGCUCUGAGUACAACUUUCAAAACUCAGAAGCAGCUGAAAGAAACUCUGAACAAACAACCGAAUAAGCCGUGGAAGAAAUCACAAACAUCUGCCAACCCGAAAGCUGCUUUGAAGUCCAAGAUUGUUGCCGAAUUCAGGCCUCAGUCUCUGAUUGAUGAACUGCUGCUCUACAAACGCUCCGAAGACCAGAUAGAGCUGAAAGAGAAGCAGCUUUCCACCAUGAGGGUGGAUGUGUGCAGCACUGAGACACUUAAAUGCUUAAAAGACAAAACAGGGGGAAAGAAGUUCUCCAAGGAGUUUGAAGAAGCAAGUUCCAAGCUGGAAGAGUUUGUCAAUGGCUUGGACAAGCAGGUGAAGAACGGCCCCUCUCUCACCGAGGCCCUGGAGAACGCCGGCAUCUUCUACGAAGCGCAGUACAAGGAAGUCAAGGUGGUGGCAAAUGCCUAUAAAACCUUUGCCAAUCGAGUGAGCAACCUGAAGAAGAAGCUGGACCAGCUGAAGGCCACUCUGCCUGACCCAGAGGAGUCCCCAGUCCCCUCUCCCAGCAUGGACGCCCCGUCCCCGACGGGCUCCGAGUCCCCGUUCCAGGGGAUGGGGGAGGAGGAGAGCUCGGGGUCCCGGGGGGCAGCCGCAAGGCGGGGUCCCCAGAGCCCGUGA